UUGACUCUGAUAAAUGCCAGAUUUGCCGGUAAAAAAGUUGAAUGGGCAUCACUGCUCACCGAAGGCCAGCUGCCGCCGCUUCCCGCGCAUUUUCUUCGACCCAGCAACACCAUCCAGACAACGUGGAACUCCCGCAGAACCAAAGACCGGCAUUAUUUCCAUUUUUCGGAGACAAAAAUUGUGAAAAUACAAGAUAAAAUGCCGCGCAGAAAGGCCCUGACGAACAACAAUAAUGCCGGAGAGUCGGAGCAGCAGCCGCCAAAGGCGAAGCGAGCCAGGAUCGCUUUUCAUCUGGAGCUGCCCAAACGGAGGACCAUUCUGGGCAACGUGCUGGUCUGCGGCAACGGGGAUGUGGGACAGCUUGGUCUCGGCGAGGACAUCCUGGAGCGCAAGCGUCUCAGCCCGGUGGCUGGAAUCCCGGAUCCCGUGGACAUCUCCGCCGGUGGCAUGCACAACCUUGUGCUGACCAAAACAGGAGACAUCUACUCCUUUGGGUGCAAUGAUGAAGGAGCUCUGGGUCGCGACACCAGCGAGGAUGGCAGCGAAGCCAAGCCAGGACAAAUCGACUUGCCCGGCAAGGCUUUGUGCAUUUCGGCGGGCGAUUCUCAUUCCGCUUGCCUGCUGGAGGAUGGUCGCGUCUUCGCUUGGGGUUCGUUCAGGGACUCUCACGGCAACAUGGGCCUUACCAUCGAUGGGAACAAGCGUACGCCCAUCGAUCUAAUGGAGGGCACUGUCUGCUGCAGCAUCGCCUCCGGCUCCGAUCACCUGGUCAUCCUGACCACCGCGGGCAAGGUCUUCACCGUGGGCUGUGCCGAGCAGGGCCAACUGGGCCGGCUCUCGGAACGUUCCAUCUCCGGAGAGAGUCGCCGUGGCAAGCGCGAUUUGCUGCGGCCCACCCAGGUCUUCAUCACGCGGGCCAAACCCUUCGAGGCCAUAUGGGCCACCAACUACUGCACAUUCAUGCGUGAAUCGCAGACGCAGGUCAUCUGGGCCACGGGGUUGAACAAUUUUAAGCAGCUGGCUCACGAGACGAAGGGCAAGGAGUUCGCACUGACGCCCAUCAGGACUGAACUUAAGGAUAUCCAGCAUAUUGCCGGCGGACAGCAUCACACUGUCGUCCUGACCACGGACCUCAAGUGCUCGGUGGUGGGUCGUCCGGAGUACGGACGCCUGGGCCUGGGGGAUGUCAAGGAUGUUGUGGAGAAGCCUGCGCUUGUGAAGAAGUUGACUGACCGGAUUGUGGCCGUGGGCUGCGGCGAAAUCUGUUCCUAUGCCAUCAGCGAGGAUGGCAAACUGUAUUCCUGGGGCUCCGGCGUCAACAAUCAACUGGGCGUUGGCGAUGGCGACGAUGAACUCGAACCGGUCGUGGUCGUCAGCAAGAACACACAGAACAAGCACAUGCUGCUCGCAUCCGGCGGUGGCCAGCACGCAAUCUUUUUGGUCCAGGCGGAUAAACAGGAGCAGAAAGAGAAUGUGCCGGUGAAGGCUUCCGGCAGCAAUAAAAAGGACAAGACACCUCCGCAGGAUGAUGCCGACAAGGAGGGCGAAAAGCCGGAUAAACUGGAGCAGAAGGAAAAUGUGCCGGCGAAGGCGUCUGGCAGCAGCAGCAGCAGUAAAAAGAACAAGACUCCGCCGCAAGAUGAUGCCGUCGAGGAGGCUGAAGAGGAGCCCACUCCGGCUCCGACUCCCAAGAAGGCCAAGAAGCCGGCUGUUAAGCGAGGCGGCAAAAAGACAUAAGAAUAGGUAUACAAACGCUGACUUUUCCCACUUUGUUUUUGGUCGCAUUAAGUUACAAACCCGUACGCUUAUCUAACGCUUAAGGAUUCGUAAGAUAGAUCGGAAGUUUUGCCUAUUAUACGUUAAUUGAAUCCUGUUAAGUUCUUAUUAUUUUGAUAAAGAGAUGCCCGCUUAAAUCUUACAAGUAUGCCUAACGAUAAAAACUUCUUUAUCAACCCAACUAAAUGUUUAUUAAUUACAUUCGCUUGAAAUACGAAGUCGUAGUAAAUUUGUAUUUUAACGCAAAAUUAAA
Molecule: messenger RNA, 2029 nt
Organism: Drosophila suzukii
Lineage: Eukaryota; Metazoa; Arthropoda; Insecta; Diptera; Drosophilidae
Gene: Rcc1
Product: Regulator of chromosome condensation 1
Cellular component (GO): cytoplasm
Molecular function (GO): guanyl-nucleotide exchange factor activity
Source: RefSeq, a predicted model, not a curated record